CCGUAGAAGCCACAUACGUGUAAAAAUCUAAACCAUCCAAACCCCUCUACCCCACGUCACAAUCCAACGCCUUAUCCUCUAUCCACGCUUUCCUCUCCCUUAUCAUCAAACAAACGGCUUACACUCCUCCACGUGGUCGCUUCGAUGCCAUUAUUAUUCCAACCAAUCCAACGGAUCCCCUACACUACUACACCUCCCAAUUCUCCCACUUUCUCUCUCCUCUCCCAAACAAAAAAAAAAAGCUUCAAAUCCUUCAUCAAUGGCGGAUUCCGACAACGAAUCCGGCGGCGGAGGAAACCGCGAGCUCUCCGCGCGCGAGCAAGACCGAUUUCUUCCGAUCGCCAACGUUAGCAGAAUCAUGAAAAAAGCGUUGCCGGCGAACGCGAAGAUCUCGAAAGACGCGAAAGAAACGGUGCAAGAGUGUGUGUCUGAGUUCAUCAGUUUUAUUACAGGAGAAGCGUCGGAUAAGUGUCAGAGAGAGAAGAGGAAGACGAUUAAUGGUGACGAUCUUCUUUGGGCUAUGACGACGUUAGGGUUUGAAGAGUAUGUUGAGCCUUUGAAGGUUUAUUUGCAUAAGUAUAGAGAGAUGGAGGGAGAAAAGAGCGCGGUUACUCCUGGUGGAAGGCCUGGUGAGAAGGAUGGAUCUUCCGGCGGGAAUUCCGGCGCCGGUGGUGGUAAUUCUGGUGGUUUUGGUGGAAGUUCCGGUGGAAAUUCUGGUGGUGUUGGUAGUGGUGGAAUGUAUGGUGGUGGGAUUAUGAUGAUGGGACAUCAUAAUAAUCAAGGUCAGAUGUACGGGUCCGGGUCAUAUCAUCAUCAUCGACAAAUUCUCAAAUGAGACGGUCUUAUCGAAAGAUGAUAGGUUAAGAUUGGAGACUAUACAAGACGAUCUUUUUGUAAACCAACUAUACGAGCAUUAUCAUGGGUAGCUCGGGCAGUAGUAGUGACUAGUGAGUGGAGAUACGAUAGGAGGUUGGUGGAGGGAAUUAUAUAAUUUAAACAAGUUUUUGUUAAGUAAUUAAGAAAAAGUGGCGGUUUUUUUGUCUCCUUUUUUAUAAGAUGCCUUGACUUUAAUUUAUUUGAGGCAUUGUUAAGGGAUUACUCCUAAUUAAUAGGGAGGUUACUAUUGUUAUAUUAUUGUUGGGAAAUAUGUAACUUUAGAGAAAGGGUGAAAGGAUUUUAACAAGAAGGUGAAAGAUGGAGAGGAGACACAUUGGAGGAAUGUGUAUUUUAUGAAAAUUCCUCAUGUUAUACUACUACUGCUUUUAGUUGGAGAUUUGGAGUGACUUUUGUAUUUAUUGAUCAAUGUAGUUGCUUUCUAAUUUUGGUUGUGCUUGUAUCUAUAUAUGACAAUUUUCAUGCUUGUAAGUUGUAUCAGUGUAUGUAUUGGAUUAUUGGUUAUAGGGA
This is a messenger RNA of Beta vulgaris subsp. vulgaris (sugar beet), 1404 nucleotides long. RefSeq names its product nuclear transcription factor Y subunit B-3. Lineage: Eukaryota; Viridiplantae; Streptophyta; Magnoliopsida; Caryophyllales; Amaranthaceae. Gene Ontology annotation, biological process: regulation of transcription by RNA polymerase II. The coding region runs from base 260 to 835 and encodes 191 amino acids. The transcript has a single exon. Gene Ontology annotation, cellular component: CCAAT-binding factor complex; nucleus. Gene Ontology annotation, molecular function: DNA-binding transcription activator activity, RNA polymerase II-specific; protein heterodimerization activity; RNA polymerase II cis-regulatory region sequence-specific DNA binding. The record is from RefSeq and is a predicted model, not a curated record.